CAGGUGUUACCAAGCCAUCCCUUUCCCACUGAGGCUUGCUUUGCCCCUGAAAUUGAACAGAGUCAUGGAGGAGAGAGAAGGGCCCAGCCCACAGGCCAUGCCAGUGAGUUGGGUCCUCACCAGAGAAAGAGGACCAUCUUCAGCGCUGGGCAGCUGCUGGAGCUGGAGCGGGUGUUUGCCGCAUGGCCCUACCCAGACAUCGGGACUCAAGAGUACCUGGCCUGGGUCAUGCUGCCUGAAGCCAAGAUACAGGUGUGGUUUCAGAAUGGCAGGGCCAAGAGAAUCAGGAAGCCAGGAGGCCUCCAUCCCAGGCCUGAGUGUUCCCAGAACUGCUGUCCUCUUCCAGAUGUCCCCCAGCAGCCCUGGGAACCCCAAAUGGUGGGCCAGCCUCUACCUGUCACCAGCAGAGCUCUUCAUGCCUCAGCGUGUCUGCAGGCUUCCUGUAAAGCUCCCAGCUGGGCUCUAGGGGAGGACUGGACAGGGGCUACAGUCUAAGCCCCAUGGGGACCAGCUGGGGUUCCAGGAGUCCACCCUUCUUUGGAGCGAGCUACUCCAGGCAACCUGUCUGACCUUAUUUAUGCCUCGGCCAUUGUCAUCAAUGUGGAUCACUCUUAACCUGGAGGCAGAAUUUGUAAGAUCCCUCCUCUCUGGCUCUUAUACCCUGCCCCCUCUAUUUACAGAAAGUUUUCUAAUACAAAGAGAAUUUAGGGCUUGGGAUGUAGCUCAGCUGGCAUGCCUUCCUGGCAGGUGCAAGGUCCUGAAUUCAAUUCCCCAUACCAAAAAAGAACAAAAUGAAGAGAAGUUAGCCCCCUCCCGCUGGUCUCCAGGCAGGUCACCUGCAAUGACUGGGGCUUGGCUCUUACUACCCUGCACCCUGACCUUUCCUGGGGUAGAUGCUCAGUGUCUUGGUAGGAGGCCACAUUACCCCCAUCUACUGCCACACCUGGUUCCCGAUUCUCAUCCCAGGUGAACUCCUCCCUCUAAAAAGGGGCAGCCACUGCUUGAUGAGGGCCAUUUAGGCCACUACCCAACUGCUAAGUGAGGAGGAGAGUGCUGCUCCAAAUCUGAAUUGCUGGGGACCCACCCUUUUAUGGCUCAGGGGCCCCUCUCCUGACCUCCUGCCACCUGGACAAAUUAAUCACUAUGGGUCUGAAAGGGGAGUGACAUGAAAGCAAUAAAGCAGAAAUAGGAGCCAGGGCUUAGGCUGAUUUCACGAAGAUUACAUUGGCUGUUCUCUGAUGUAGUCCUGUGGGGACCUGACAGAUUUGGGGUGCCGGGGGUACAGCAACAAUGGGUUUUGGUAUCAUCUAUAAUACAAACUAAUCUCCAAAUAAAACCCAACUCUGUACCUUCA
Molecule: messenger RNA, 1354 nt
Organism: Heterocephalus glaber (naked mole-rat)
Lineage: Eukaryota; Metazoa; Chordata; Mammalia; Rodentia; Bathyergidae
Source: RefSeq, a predicted model, not a curated record